AUGGCAGUGAUGAUUGCCAAGGCUGGACCAGGAAACCAGAAAUCCAGGCCCCACCCCCACCAGCAGCGUGGUCUCUCGGGCAUCACAGACGACGCCCCGCCGCACGCCCCGCCCCCCUCGCCCGCUGGCGCCCGUUUCCAUGGCGACGCGGCACCAGGCCGGGGCAGUCGAGCCACCAAGUGGGAGUGCAGCGACCGCAGAGGCGGCGGCAGAGGCGGCGGCAGCGGCGACAUGAGCGCGGGGGUGGCGGCGGCCGGGCAGCGGCCCCCCAGCUCGGGGCUCCCGGGCUCCCGGGGCACGUCGCGCCUGCGCCCGCCCGCCAUCCUCCAGCCCGCGCAGCACAGCACGCAGGUUGGGCUCAUCGAGGCGCAGAAGCGGGUCGUGGACCUGGAGAAGAGCCUGCAGUUCCUGCAGCAGCAGCACUCGGAGACACUGGUCAAGCUCCACGAGGAGAUCGAGCACCUCAAGCGGGAGAACAAGGAUCUCCAUUACAAGCUAAUAAUGAAUCAAAAGCCAAAGAAAGGCAGCACCUCCAAUUCCAGCUUUCAGUCCAUCAAGUCCGUCUCAAACUCGACCUUGUCAGCCAACUCUCAAGGAAAGGCCAGGCCCCGGCCCAGCUUCUCCAAGAAGCAAGACUCAAAAACUGACAUUCCUCCGAAGACGGACCUGGAAGAGAAGACCCCAGCUGCUGCCCUGUUUCACAAGAGCAAGCGGGACAACGCUCCAGGGGUGCAGGGGCAGGCCAAAGAUGAAGAAGUGGAGACGUCCAGUUCAGCAGCCCCCUGGGUGGCAGGCAGCCAGCACAAGGGCAAGCAGCCCCCCGUGAUGAAUCUGCCCCUGCACUUGCGCAAGCCCACCACGCUUCAGCAGUGCGAAGUGGUCAUCCGCCAGCUGUGGAACGCCAACCUCCUGCAGGCCCAAGAGCUGCAGCACCUCAAGGCCCUCCUGGAAGGGAACCGGAGGAGGCCCAAGGCUGCAUCUGAGGAGGCCGGCCCCAGCUCUCCCAAGUGAGUGAUUCGGCGUGGCCCCCACCGCAUCCCGGUGAGGUCUGCUCUUUUGGGGCUCACUACCGA
Molecule: messenger RNA, 1073 nt
Organism: Neofelis nebulosa (Clouded leopard)
Lineage: Eukaryota; Metazoa; Chordata; Mammalia; Carnivora; Felidae
Product: coiled-coil domain-containing protein 74B-like
Exons: 7
Coding region: 1-1011 (336 amino acids)
Source: RefSeq, a predicted model, not a curated record